Juglans regia (Persian walnut) is the source of this 1208-nucleotide messenger RNA. RefSeq names its product GDSL esterase/lipase At2g42990-like. The transcript is spliced from 3 exons. Lineage: Eukaryota; Viridiplantae; Streptophyta; Magnoliopsida; Fagales; Juglandaceae. Gene Ontology annotation, molecular function: hydrolase activity, acting on ester bonds. The record is from RefSeq and is a predicted model, not a curated record. The coding region runs from base 73 to 1122 and encodes 349 amino acids.
AUGAAUACGUACCUUCCACCAAAUGUUCAUUAUUUCCAUGCAAUUUCUGAAACACUGAAGUGACCAAGGGCAAUGGCAUACAUGCAUGUCUCAUGGUUAUUCUUGUUUCACAUCCUAGUACUAGUAGCAAAAUCCAAAGCCAAAGUUCCGGCAAUUAUAGUGUUUGGAGACUCAUCUGUGGAUGCAGGCAACAACAACCAGAUUCCGACAAUUGCAAGGAGCAAUUUCAACCCUUAUGGUCGUGAUUUCCCCGGUGGCCGGCCGACCGGACGGUUCUCUAAUGGUCGCAUUCCUCCUGACUUUAUCUCCGAGGCUUUCGGCCUCAAGCCAGUAAUACCAGCCUACUUGGAUCCAAUGUAUAACAUCUCAGAUUUUGCUACUGGUGUUUGCUUUGCCUCUGCUGGAACUGGCUUUGACAAUGCCACUUCUGAUGUGCUGGGAGUGAUACCUUUAUGGAGGGAAGUGGAGUUAUACAAGGACUACCAGAAGAAUUUGAAAGACUAUGUUGGAGAAUGGAAGGCAAACGAAAUACUGAGCGAGGCUCUAUACUUGAUUAGUGUGGGAACAAACGAUUUCCUGGAGAACUAUUACGCACUCCCUAAUCGACAAUCCCAGUUCACCAUCAAACAGUACGAGGAUUUCCUCAUCAUACUUGCAAGGAAUUUCAUUCAGGAACUGUAUGAACUAGGAGCUCGGAAGAUGUCCUUAACUGGGGUUCCUCCAAUGGGAUGUUUGCCAUUGCAGAGGACCACAAAUAUUAUGGAUAAUCAUGGUUGCGUGGAGAGAUACAACAACUUGGCCGUGGAAUUUAAUGGGAAAUUGAAGGGUUUGGUGGCAAUGCUGAACAAGGAGUUUCCUGGGCUUAAACUGGUUUUUGCAGAUGCAUUUAACAUUUUUAUGCAAAUUAUUACCAGGCCCUCUACAUAUGGAUUCGAGGUUGUAGGAGUGGGGUGCUGCGGCACUGGGACAUUUGAGAUGAGCUACCUCUGCGAUCCACGAAGUCCAUUUACAUGCACAGAUGCAAAUAAAUAUGUGUUCUGGGAUGCCUUCCAUCCUUCUGAGAAAACAAAUCAGAUAAUCUCCCAUCAUUUAUUUAAAAUGUUUCUGGCCAAGUUCCUUUGAUGUCUACUUCUCAUGUUACAUACAAUAUAUUGGCAUCUGAUCCCCUGUCAAUUGAAUGGAAUUUCAGCUUAGGUCGCCCGGCCUCA